AUGAAGACACUUGUCCUCCUCUCUGCCCUUGUCCUGCUGGCCUUGCAGGUGCAAGCUGAUCCUAUCCAAGAGACAAAUGAAGAGACUAAAACUGACGAACAACCAGGGGAAGAGGACCAGGAUAUGUCUGUCUCCUUUGAAGUCCCAGAAGUCUCUGCUCUUAGCCGUAAUGUACCAGUGAGAGUGAAGUAA
This is a messenger RNA of Arvicanthis niloticus (Nile rat), 192 nucleotides long. Lineage: Eukaryota; Metazoa; Chordata; Mammalia; Rodentia; Muridae. The record is from RefSeq and is a predicted model, not a curated record.